AUGGCGCAUCCCUCAGCAAUUGGAGGCACCGCACUAGCUCCCACGCCCACCCAUCCGCAUCACUUGUCGCGGGAAACGAGCAGAGACGAAUUGGACAUGGCCGACAGUCUCCGCCUGCUCAACCAAGCCCACGAACACCAGAAACCGAGCGUCGAGACGCCUUCGCAGGAACCCCAGCCCAUCCAUGCCCCGGACGACCAAACAUCAGAGAUAUACCACUCGCUCGAAGAUGCCGUGCCCAUCGCAGACGCUCCCCCCGCGCCUUCACCCUCGGCGUCUCUUCAGAUGCCCAACAUGGCCUACGAGCCUCCCAACGCACCCGUCACCGGCCAGGUCUGCAGCAACUGUAAAACAACCCAGACGCCCCUCUGGCGCCGGUCGCCGACUGGAGAAACAGUGUGCAACGCGUGCGGUCUGUACAUGAAGGCGCGGAAUCAGUCACGGCCAGUGAACCUCAAGCGGAACACGCAGACCCAGCCGAUGAUGCCGGUCCAGCAAAGCCCGACUCCAGGACCCAGCGACGCCAAUCGACCAUCUCCUGGCAGCGUGGCUGCUUCGCCGCGCGUGGCAACCUAUGUCGCUGCGGACCAGAUGGCGGCCGGGACAUGCCCAGGCGGAGGGAGGUGUAAUGGUACCGGAGGUCAGCAAGGUUGCAGUGGCUGCCCAGCAUUUAACAACCGCGUGUCAAAGACGGCCAAGUUUGCACUGGCCCAAGCAAACGCAGGCUCCGGCGACAACAGGAGUGGGAAUGACGCCAAUUCCCCCGCCUCAGCGUCGACAAGUGCCAUCCCUGCGUGCCAAAAUUGUGGAACAACAAUCACGCCACUCUGGAGACGAGAUGAUGCUGGUCACAUCAUCUGUAAUGCUUGUGGACUCUACUACAAACUUCACGGCACUCACCGCCCCGUUGCAAUGAAGAAGCAGGAGAUUAAGCGCCGGAAACGUGUUGUGCCUGCCACCGACACCAGCUCGCAAGCUGCGUCUUCAGUCGCAAAUUACUCGCCUCCACAAAGACCUUCUCAACCCCCUGCAUUCGAGCACUCGGUUUCUCCAGACCCGUCGACUGCCCUCGAGUCUCGAGAAGAAUACACACCGGAGCCACCAAGGGGGCCGCUUGCGGUUGACUUUACGCAUUACUACAGUAAUGCGACAGUAACGUCGAACCCAGUAGGCCUUGUAGCCAGCGGGCAGCCCGGCGCACCAUCGCCCAGAAAACGAAGUCGCAGCGCAACGGUGGAUCCCGAGGAACCGUCGAAUCCACUGCCUCAUCGUCCAAAUGCCAUAUCGUCGAUCCUAAACCCAUCACAGACUGACACAGAUUCUAAUAUCGACCCGUCGCUCUCUGUGCCCCUCCGCACAAGUGGAGGAACAUCGCCCAAUUCCACCCUAUCACAAGAAGAGAAAGCAGCUAAAAGAGAAAGACUGCGAAGAGAAGCAGAAGCAAUGAGGCUGGAACUGGAGCGGCGACAAAAGGAGUUGGACGAGUUGGAAAACGACUGA
Molecule: messenger RNA, 1500 nt
Organism: Exserohilum turcica Et28A
Lineage: Eukaryota; Fungi; Ascomycota; Dothideomycetes; Pleosporales; Pleosporaceae
Exons: 3
Coding region: 1-1500 (499 amino acids)
Biological process (GO): negative regulation of transcription by RNA polymerase II; positive regulation of transcription by RNA polymerase II
Molecular function (GO): zinc ion binding; RNA polymerase II cis-regulatory region sequence-specific DNA binding; DNA-binding transcription factor activity, RNA polymerase II-specific
Source: RefSeq, a predicted model, not a curated record